AUGCCUAUUGUAUUAAUUGUGUUGGGAAUGGCAGGCUCUGGCAAAACUACUUUCGUUCAGAGACUAGUGUCCCAAAUGAGUAUGGAAGGCAAGAGAACUUACAAUGUAAACCUUGACCCAGCAGUCCUGGAAGUCAAGUUUCCAGCAAGUAUUGACAUAAGAGAUUCAGUUAAAUAUAAGAAUAUCAUGAAAUCCUACAAAUUAGGACCUAAUGGAGCAAUUCUAACAUGUUUGAACAUAUUUGCAGCUCAAUUCGAUUAGGUUGUCAAACUUAUUGAGGCCAAGAAGGAUGAUAUUGACUAUGUUAUUAUUGAUACUCCAGGUUAAAUAGAGGCUUUUUCUCAAUCGGCCAGUGGACAAAUUAUAACAGACUCUUUAGCCUGCACAUUUCCUUGCAUAAAUCUGUACAUUGCAGACACAGUGAGAUGUGAGAAUCCAAAUACCUUUAUGUCCAACAUGUUCUAUGCUUUGUCGAUUCUUUACAAAUCCAAGAUUCCUCUGCUCAUUUGCUUCAACAAGAUUGAUGUGCUCGAUCACUCUUUUGCUUUGGAAUGGAUGAAAGAUUUUGAGUAGUUCGAUCAAAAUCUUUCAAAAGUAGACACUUAUCUUAGUUCUCUCAGCAGAUCUCUGAGUCUAGUACUUGAAGAGUUCUAUAAAAAUAUUGAAGCAUGUGGAGUAUCAGCAGGAACUGGCAAGGGAUUUGAUAAAUUAGAAUUAAAAUUUGAGAAGUGCAAGUAAGAGUACUAUGAUGUCUUCUAUCUUGAAAUUUAGAAGAAACUCAAAGAAAAGUAAGAUGGCUAAGGAGUUGCAAUGUCAGCCUUUGAAGAUUAGCUCAAAUGA
Stylonychia lemnae is the source of this 840-nucleotide messenger RNA. The record is from the annotation of a GenBank genome assembly. NCBI's taxonomy places the organism in Eukaryota, Ciliophora, Spirotrichea, Sporadotrichida, Oxytrichidae.